Nymphaea colorata (pocket water lily) is the source of this 1984-nucleotide messenger RNA. Its product is annotated as D-xylose-proton symporter-like 2. Bases 203 to 1741 code for a protein of 512 amino acids. Gene Ontology annotation, molecular function: fructose transmembrane transporter activity. The record is from RefSeq and is a predicted model, not a curated record. Gene Ontology annotation, cellular component: membrane. The transcript is spliced from 14 exons. Lineage: Eukaryota; Viridiplantae; Streptophyta; Magnoliopsida; Nymphaeales; Nymphaeaceae. Gene Ontology annotation, biological process: transmembrane transport.
GGGAACAGAGUGAAACCGAGACGAGAGAAAGCGUGGCCGCUUUCCCUCCAUUUCUCCUCCUACCUACCUACCAAUAAGUAGUUUUCCCCUCUCUCUCUCGCUCUCGCUCUCGCUCUCUGCUUCUGCAACUCCUCUCAGCGGAGGCGAUUCACUCCUCCGUCUCUUUUUGCUUUAGAGUGGCCUAGGAAUCCUAAUUCCAGAAAUGGCGUCGGAGGUGUCCGACCCCGAGCAGCCAAAGCUCUCCUUCUUCGAGAGGAUUCUUAAGAAGGACGGAAGGAGCUCUUCGCAGGACGAUAUGGAUGGGGCGAGGGAGCCGCUCGUCACCGUCGUCGCUGAUCGGAGAGCUGAGGAUUACUCCCGCUGCGCUGCGAUUCUUCCGUUUUUAUUCCCAGCACUAGGUGGGCUGUUGUAUGGUUAUGACAUUGGUGCUACAUCUGGGGCGAGUGUUUCUCUGGAGUCUGCUGAAUUGAGUGGAACCACGUGGUACAAUUUAUCUUCCAUUGAACUUGGUGUUGUGGUGAGUGGAUCAGUGUAUGGUGCCUUGAUUGGAUCAAUUGUCGCAUUCAAUGUUGCAGAUUUUUUAGGUAGGCGAAGGGAGUUAAUUGUUUCCUCUACAUUAUACAUAAUUGGAGCACUGAUAACUGCUCUGGCACCUGACUUUGCUAUCCUGGUGAUUGGGCGCCUUGUCUAUGGUGUAGGAAUUGGACUGACUAUGCAUGCAGCUCCCAUGUACAUAGCAGAGACUGCUCCAAUGCAAAUCCGAGGAUUACUUAUAUCUCUCAAAGAGUGUUUUAUAGUUCUUGGAAUGCUUUUAGGGUAUACUAUUGGUAGUCUUGAAGUAGAUUUGGUUGGAGGGUGGCGCUAUAUGUAUGCUACAAGUAUUCCAUUGUCCAUAAUCAUGUUCAUUGGAAUGUUGUGGCUGCCAGCAUCGCCACGUUGGUUGCUUCUUUGUGCAAUGCAAAAUAGAGACAACACUGAGGAGUUCAAGAAUAGAGCAGUUUGUGCCUUCUGCAAGAUAAGAGGUCAACCUAUAGAUAUAGUAGCUUCUGAGCAUAUAUCUGAAAUGUUGGUUGACCUUUCUUUUAUGGAAGAAGAGAAACAGGCUUCGUUCAGGGAAGUAUUUCAGGGAAAGUGCUUGAAGGCUCUUAUAAUUGGCUGUGGUGUGGUUUUCUUCCAGCAGGUCACAGGACAACCAAGUGUCUUAUAUUAUGCAGCAACCAUAUUGCAGACUGCAGGGUUUACUGCUGCUUCUGAGUCUACUCGUGUCUCCAUACUUCUUGGCUUCUUGAAGUUAAUUGCCACUGGAGUAGCGGUCCUUGUUGUUGACAAAGUGGGAAGAAGACCGUUAUUGAUCACAGGCGUCACUGGAAUUAUCGUCUCAUUGUUUAUGCUGGCUGGAUAUUACCUCUUGUUGAAGGAUAUACCAUUUGUAGCUGUAAUCGCAUUGCUGUUGUAUGUCAGCUGUUAUCAGUUAUCAUUUGGCCCAAUUGGCUGGCUCCUGAUAUCUGAAAUAUUCCCCUUGCGCCUUCGAGGUCGUGGUUUAAGCAUUGCGGUGCUCGUAAAUUUUGGUGCUAAUGCUUUAGUAACCUUUGCUUUUUCUCCUUUAAGGGAACUGCUAGGAGCUGGCAUUCUUUUUGCAGGCUUUGGAGUGAUAGCCAUCUUAUCUUUGAUCUUCAUAAUCAUCUACGUACCUGAAACUAAAGGACUUACCUUGGAGGAGAUAGAAGCCAAAAUCUUGUGAAGUCAAAGUUCAUAGCUUCCGUGUAUUCUGCUGGCCACAUUCAUAUAUACAUAGCAACGUGUAUGUGUGUUUGUUGGCAUUCUUAAAGUUGUUACUGUAAAUUGUUAGGUGGCUUCUCUGGUUGUUGUAUAAUUCUCUUUCCCUUUAUUUGGAGAGUUUGUCAUCAUUAGUAGGCACACUAAUGAAAUACAAUAAAAAAUGAGAGCUACUAUUUGCAAUUAAAGGAACUGAGUGUCUUCUCAA